This is a messenger RNA of Papaver somniferum (opium poppy), 4103 nucleotides long. RefSeq lists its product as uncharacterized. The transcript has 2 exons. The record is from RefSeq and is a predicted model, not a curated record. Lineage: Eukaryota; Viridiplantae; Streptophyta; Magnoliopsida; Ranunculales; Papaveraceae. Bases 1408 to 2346 code for a protein of 312 amino acids.
CUUUUCGUCUCGUUUUUUUUUCCUCUCGUUCACCGUCAAUUCUGUGUUGAUUGUAGUGACAGAAACAAUUCUCUUGUUCACCAUCAACAUCAAAAUCUUUGUAAGUGUUGUUUUAGUUUCAAAUUUAGUGUUUUGCUCUUUCGAAUUUUAGGUUGAAGUCCCAGUUUCUUUUAGGGUUUGAAGUUUGGGUUUUUCUUCAUCGAAAUUUUUCUUCUCUGAGAGAUUCGAAUUUGGGUUUUUCCUCGCUGUGUACUUAAUUGAAUUUUCAUCUUCUCCACACCAUCAACUUCGAAAAUUCGGUAUUUCCUUAUUUCUUGAGUUUGUUGUGACAGUAGCAGGGUAUUUUGUUCAUUGUAGAGAAGAUUUUUGCUUUGAGAAAGGGGGUUUCGAAUUGAAGGUUUGAAUUAAGGUUUUUGUUGUUUCUCUCCUUUUCAGUUUUUGGUUCUUUCUUUGAACAUUUUUUGAAGAGUCUAUAGUGGGAAUCAACAUUACCAUUCCCUUACGAAUCUUCCUCAUCAUCUUCACAGCAUCAGUGUCUGUUACCCUGUGAUUCAAAAUUAGAAGUAGUAGAGAGGUUCAGUUUUCGGGAAUCAGUUUCUCUUCUUUGUUGAUUCAAUAAAGACUUGAUUUUCUCAGUUUGCAGAGGAGUUUUUCAUUGUUUGAAGCAAGUGUUUCGGGGGUGUAGAGGCUGUGUACUCUUUUUUUUGGGUGCUGUUCUGAGUUGAGAUUUUGGGUUGUGAUUUGCAGCUGAGGAUUUGGUGUUUGAAGGAAGGAUCAAGGAGCUAAAAAGUUCAAUUAGUGUUUUUUUAUAUGCUUCAAGAGAUAGUCUGUUUUUGCUUAGGAAACCAUGCCCUGCACUCGCUCUCGAUCGUCAUCUUUAUCUUCCAAACCUAGAACACCAUCAUCGUCUAAUGAUUUUGCUUCUAGGGAUAGCUUGUCUAGAUCCCCCUCACCACCUCCACAGUACCUGUCAACUUCUGCAUCUCAAGGGGACAAGAUUCACUGUCCUUUCAAGGGUUAUGAUGGGUGUCAUGAUAGCAUUGGAGGAAGAGGUUUUGCUAGGAGUGCUAUUUAUCGACAUCUUUCAGAUAAACAUUUUCCCACAGGGGAAGCCAAAGUAGUUUGCAGAGACCGUAUACAAAAUAACAUCGACUGCUUUGUUGCUUGGGAGAGGCUUUUGUUAGAUAUGAAAAUGUGGUUGUGCAUUAGCUGUCUCCAUAUUCAUGCCUGGAAAAAGCCGUGCAAAUCAGAGUUACAUCCAGCAGACAUCAUUGCAGGUCCACUUAAUGGCAAUGGGAAUGACUCAUUCAUGGUGUUUCGAAACCACAAGUCCAUGUAUAUUCAUCGACGGUUGCUGUCCCUGAUUUGGUUUAUUCUCAAGCUCAAGCAGUCUGUCUUUCAGUUGAGAUGCUUAACUCGAUUUUUCAGAAGCAAAUUACCACUGUAGUAAGUAUACCACCCCCUUGUAGACUGAACUUUUCUCGUGCCCUUAAAUCAGCUUUAGAUAAAGUGCUUGCUCGCCCUGUGGAUUUAGUAGUUUGGUUGCACCUGCUUUUACUCCCUGUUUGCACGCUUAAUUUGUAUAUACCUAAGGGCACUGGCGAAGAACGAUCUGGGGUUAGAAAAAAACUGCAGAUUGCAGCAAUCAAUCAACCUUUAUGUAAGUGGAGAGAGCCUAAAGGUUGUGUUGUGCUAGUUCAAAAUCUGCUAGAUCUUACAAAACAUAGUGCCAAGCAGCAGCGGCCCAGGAGGAAGAAGGAAGAAAACGCCAAUAUACAGGCUUGCAAGAAGAAGAUCAACUUUGGCCAUUUUACGGCUGUUAUCCGUGUUCUUUUUUCUGAUGGCAUUGCACCUGCGACUUCAGAGACACUACAUGAUCUCCAGCAAAAACAUCCCUUUGCUCGACCCCCAAUUGUACCUGCAGAUGAUAUUACCACCCCUUCUUUAGAUGUUGAUGCAACUUUGGUUUUAUUUGCUCUGAAAAGCUUCCCUAAGGGCACUUCAUGUGCACGAUACGGCCUUAGAGAUCAGCAUCUGCUUGACGCAAUGAGUGGUACCACUGCUGCUGUGGAUGAUGACUUGUUACAAUCCAUUGCAGGGGUAGUUAAUUUAUGGCUAACUGGUCUUUGCCCUCCAAUUCUUGGUGAAUACGUGGCCAACGCACUAUUAAUCCCACUCCUCAAGCCAGGUGGUGGAUUGCGACCAACUGCUGUGGGCACAAUAUGGAGGAGACUAUGCUCCAAGCUUGCUGCCAGUGUUGCCUGUAAACACAUUACUUCUUAUUUGGGCACACAUCAGUUUGGUGUUGGGAUACCUGGUGGGGGAGGGUAUACUGCACGCAGCUAACAGACUACUUGAGAUGAAAGGAGAUUGUACAAAUCGUACUAUGCUAUUGAUUGACUUCACAAAUGCUUUCAACCUUGUUGACAGAUCUACUAUGCUUAAGGAAGUCAUAUCUCAUUGUCCGAGUAUCUCACGUUGGUUCGAAUUUUGUUACUCAAAACCGCCCAAAUUAUAUUAUAAUGAGCAUGUUUUGUCUUCGACUCAGGGUGUUCAACAGGGUGACCCUCUUGGUCCCCUGCUAUUUGUGUUAACACUGCACCCCAUCGCCACCAAGAUCGCAGAUCGCUGCUCCCUGGACUUCCAUGCCUGGUAUCUCGACGACGGUACUAUUGCGGGUGACACACUUGAAGUAGCUAAAGCCUUGAAUAUUAUUCAGGAGGAUGGUCCUACGAGAGGUUUACACUUGAACAUUACCAAAACUGAAAUCUUUUGGUCCUCUCAUGAUCCAAGAUGUAUAACAGAUGGUAUUUUUCCCACUGGUAUUGGUAGGACAACAACUGGGAUGGAGUUAUUAGGAGGUCCAGUAAGUUUAAACCUGAAAUUUUGCAGUGACAUGGUUUCCAGUAGGGUGGAUAAUACUUUACAACUAAUGCACAAUGUAAAGAAGUUACAAGACCCACAGAGUGAGUUGCUGCUCCUGCGGCAUUGCAAAGGGGUCUCGCGACUUUAUUUUACUCUCCGUACCACCAGCCCCUUGGCCCUAUAUCGUGCAACUUCACAUUAUGACCAGUAGCUAUUUCAGUAUUUGCGGGAGAUUGUGGUUCGUGAUGGUGCUGGGUUUGGACUGGUCCAGCAGCGUAUGGCGACUAUGCCAAUUAAAGAUGGAGGGUUAGGGGUUUAUACUAUGGCAGAUACUGGUAAAUAUUGUUAUUUAGCUUCUCAUGUUCAAGCCCAGUAUAUUCAGAAUAUUAUUUUGCAGCUUACAUCCUCAACUCCAUGUCACAGUUUUGACCAAGCCUUGGAUUCAUUCAUACAAGCUUGUGGUUUAACUGGUUCCAAUUUCAACAUUGCAGACGCUGCCCCCCAUUAUAUGAAGUCUUUGACAACGAUUUACUUCGGUGGUGUUAGGAAUACUUUGCCCUCUAGCUUUGCUUUGAAUGACCGUGAAUAUUUAUUGUGGCAGUACAACAAGAAGGAACAUGCGAUGGAUUUUCUAAAAUCCAUACCUAUUAGUGGGAUGAAUCAGUCGGUUGGAUCGAGACAGUUUAGUGUUGUUUUGCAGUAUCGUUUAGGUAUACCCUUUUUCGAUGUUGACAGUCAUUGCUUUUAUUGUGCUAUAAAGCUUGUAUUGCUACAGGGAAAGAAGUUUAUUUGGGUUUCCUCGCAGACAACGGUAACCCCUCAAGGCCUGCUGAUAUUAUCGUUUACAACUGGAAAUAUGGCAAGGAUGUUUGCUUUAAUGUCACCGGAGUUUCUCCCUUCACGAGUGCUAGAACCCGUAACUUCACACCAGGCCAUGCUAUUAAUGUCGCAGUCUCACGCAAAGUUAACAAGUAUUUGAACAUAUGCACUACACACGGAUAUGGCUUCAAAGCUUUGGAUUUCACAACCUUAGGUGAACUCGGGGAAGACACCAUUUUAUUUCUUAAACGUGUGGGCAACUGCCUUGCUAGCCAUGAUGCUAAUUACAAAGUUGGUAGUUCUCUCUUUUAUCGAUUAGGCAUUAUUAUUCAAAAAGGUGUUGGUGCCCAACUUGUCGCCCGACUACCAACCAACUCUUUGUAAAAAAUAUGUUUUUAAUAUUAAUAAUAAUAAUGAGU